AUGCGUCAUCGUGAAUUUCGGCAGAUGCUCUCUUUAGAUGAGGAAACGUAUAGUGUUGACCUACCAUACUACUGCAAGGUUCGCUGGCUAUCAACAGGUCAGGUUUUGAUAAAAGUUUUGUCUUUACGACGACAAAUUUUAAACUUUUAUCAAGAACAAGGAAAACAAUGUGAUCUAUCAGAUGAAGUAUUUCUCAGAAACCUUGCAUUUUUGUCUGAUAUGAUGACAAAACAAAACAAUUUAAAUAUUUGCCUGCAAGGUGAAACGAGGUAUAUUUAUGAAAUGUGGCAAAAGAUCCAAGCGUUUAGAAAAAAAUUAUCAUUUUUCAAAACAUUGCUUUGUCGAUCGGAAAUAUCUGCACAACACUUCCCGGAGCUAGCUAAAAUGUUAAAUGAGCAGAACUGUGAAAAUAAAAUAUUCGAUGAAUAUGUAGGUGUCUUGGAUUGUUUAAUAGAAGAGUAUACUAAAAGAUUUUCUGAUUUUGACGAGCACACUCCUGCUAUGAAACUGGCAUUUGAACCACAUUUAAUAGAUAUAUCCGAGGCUCCUGCAGAACUACAAAUGGAGUUAAUUGAUUUAGGGGAAGAUAGUAUCAUCAAAUCCCUUUUUAACGCUAAAAAGGAUCCCAUAGAAAUCUGGAAAAAUGCUGUUGAAUAUCCAUGCCUUCGAGAACAUGCUCGCCGUUUACUUUCCUGCUUCGGAAGUACCUACUGUUGCGAGACAACAUUUUCUCUCAUGUCAAAAAUAAAAACAAAUCUAAGAACGCAAAUUACAGAUGCACAUUUAGAGGAUCAAUUCAAGCUGUGUGUUACGAAUCUUGAUCCAAAUAUACAAUUACUAUCAAACAAAAAACAAAGCCAAAUAAGUCAAUAA
Messenger RNA from Parasteatoda tepidariorum (common house spider), 873 nucleotides. Its product is annotated as general transcription factor II-I repeat domain-containing protein 2B-like. The record is from RefSeq and is a predicted model, not a curated record. NCBI's taxonomy places the organism in Eukaryota, Metazoa, Arthropoda, Arachnida, Araneae, Theridiidae. Gene Ontology annotation, molecular function: protein dimerization activity.